This is a messenger RNA of Trichoderma atroviride IMI 206040, 1369 nucleotides long. RefSeq lists its product as uncharacterized. The record is from RefSeq and is a predicted model, not a curated record. Lineage: Eukaryota; Fungi; Ascomycota; Sordariomycetes; Hypocreales; Hypocreaceae. Gene Ontology annotation, molecular function: dioxygenase activity.
CCCCCCAUGAUGGCCCAACUGUUACAGCAGCCUCAACAACUUCUCGCCGAGCCUUUCCCCCAGCCGGAAGGCUACACCCAGCUUAAUGUCAGGGAGCAGGCGUAUAAUCCAAGGUUCUACGAGACUGUCGGCAAGAUCAUGAAGCUCCGCGAGAAAUACCUCCGUGAUCGCUGCAUCUUCGUCGAGUCUGCUGACAUGAUCGAUAUUGUGUUGGGCCUUGGCGCCAAUGAGGCCGACCUCCCUAAGAUGGAGAAAGUCUCAGACCAUUUGUAUCACGACCCUACUCUGCCUUUCCGCUUGACUCGCAACAGCCGCUUUUGCCUUGAUUUUGACACCCACACCAUACGCCGCCUGGAAUUCCAGCCCUUUGUCCUGACUGUUGAGGAGGACUUCAACCGCUACGACUCUGGGGCCAUUCGCCGCUUUGACGAGGUCCAAAACGAACUGCAGCUCAACUCAGUCUUCCAAGCGCUGUUCGCCUUCAAGGCUAUGGUUAUCCACGGCGUGCAAAUUGCCCACCGUCCCAAGCUGGAGUAUGGCAUCAACAAGUGGGUGUGCACCCUGUUUAACCUCCGUACUGUCACCACCCCCCACAUUUUGGGAGAGCCGGCACUGGAGGGUGUGCACUCUGAUGGUGUCGACCAUACCAUGACAACCUUUCUGGGGAGCUACAACAUGUCGGACAACAGCGCCGCCACCUUUAUGCACGACAUGGAUGAGAAGACGGGCAUUCCCUUGGAAGAGAUCAAGCCCAAGCACCUGCUCGCACGGGUCCAGCACAAGAGACUGCUUGAUACUCUCAUGAUUGUCGACCAUGAGCGUAAACACAGCCUGUCUGCAGUUUAUCCCGUUGACGAGACCAAGGAGGCUCAUCGCGACAUGCUUGUAUUCUUCACUCGCAAGCCUGUGGAGAGAACGCAUGUAUCCGGGUCCAUCGACUCUCUCACACCACACAAAGAACUCCCCAUGGAAAUCCCUCUGUAUCUCCCUGGUGCCAACCAGUAAAGAGAGACGUCAUACGUAUCAAGGAUUGGCCAAAAGAAUGUACGCACUAGGGGGGUAGUGCUUAGACAAGGAAGCGGGUGAUCACCUUCGAUCUCGUUAGUCGCAUUAGGCCAACGGGUCUCAGAGCUAUGUGGGCGCUGCAUAGCUUACUGGCCCCCUCCAUGUCUCCGAUUUUCCCGCCUAAUUUCCUUGCCCCGGACCUAAAACAAGAUCUUGGAAAAGGCAGAUGGCAAGAGUGCAGAAAAGGGAUUUCUCAUGUCCCUUGUUGAGGCUGAUGUUAGCUCUCAGGCGAGAGGCAAUGGAUUGGCAAGGUUGGAUUCGUUUCAACUGCCUUGGCCUUCGAUACAUACCUUUAUGUUUGAUG